Messenger RNA from Manduca sexta (tobacco hornworm), 1769 nucleotides. Its product is annotated as LIM and senescent cell antigen-like-containing domain protein 1. Gene Ontology annotation, cellular component: focal adhesion; cytoplasm; cell-cell junction. Bases 238 to 1257 code for a protein of 339 amino acids. Gene Ontology annotation, biological process: positive regulation of integrin-mediated signaling pathway; cell-cell junction organization; positive regulation of substrate adhesion-dependent cell spreading. The transcript is spliced from 9 exons. Lineage: Eukaryota; Metazoa; Arthropoda; Insecta; Lepidoptera; Sphingidae. The record is from RefSeq and is a predicted model, not a curated record.
UUUCCAUAAUAAUAUCUUUGGUAUAUUAUAGAAUACAGACCGUCUAUGUACUGUAACUUCAAACUUUUUACUUUUUGUUUAUACUAUGAGUUGAUAACAUUUUUCAAUCUGAAAUAUUUGUAUUCUGUUACGUGUAUCAACGAUUGAACUUUAAAAUCAGUAGUCGUCACAGCAAAUAUAAGAAAUUUUUGGGAGGAUCACUUUGUUGUUACAGUUUACAUACAUAACAAGUGAAAAAUGCCAGGAUUAGCAACCAUGUCUCUUGAUAAUAUGUUUUGUACCCGCUGCUCAGAUGGCUUUGAACCAAAUGAGAAAAUUGUAAAUUCCAAUGGAGAACUUUGGCAUACUAAUUGUUUUGUAUGUGCCCAAUGUUUCCGGGUGUUUCCAGAGGGAAUAUUUUAUGAAUUUGAAGGACGCAAGUAUUGCGAACGCGAUUUCCAGGUGCUAUUUGCACCAUGCUGUGGAAAAUGCGGUGAAUUUGUAAUUGGACGCGUCAUCAAGGCCAUGAACGCCAAUUGGCACCCGGCUUGCUUCCGUUGUGAAGAGUGCAAUAUGGAGCUGGCUGAUGCUGGUUUCAUUAAACACGGUGGCCGAGCGCUCUGCCACAGUUGCAAUGCUCGCAUCAAGGCCGACGGAUUGCAGAACUACAUGUGCCAUAAGUGCCAUGGUGUGAUCGAUGGGGAACCACUCCGCUACCGCGGGGAAGUGUACCACGGUUACCACUUCACGUGCGCCACUUGUGGAGUAGAGCUGGAUCAUACUGCCAGAGAGGUGAAGCAUCGUCCAGGCUACGCUGCUAAUGACGUGAACAAUCUAUUCUGCCUUCGUUGUCACGAUAAAAUGGGCAUUCCGAUUUGUGGAGCUUGUCGCCGUCCUAUUGAAGAGAGAAUUGUUACGGCGUUGGGAAAACACUGGCAUGUUGAGCAUUUUGUGUGCGCCAAAUGCGAGAAACCGUUCCAUGGUCAUCGACAUUAUGAGAAGAAGGGACUUGCUUAUUGCGAACAGCAUUACCACCAGCUGUUCGGCAAUUUAUGUUAUGUAUGCAACCAAGUUAUUGCUGGUGACGUGUUUACGGCGCUGAACAAGGCGUGGUGCGUGCAUCACUUCGCGUGCUCGGUGUGCGACGCGGCGCUGAGCACGCGCAGCAAGUUCUACGAGUACGACGAGCGGCCCGCGUGCCGCCGCUGCUACGAGAAGUUCCCCGCCGAGCUGCGCCGCCGCCUGCGUCGCGCGCAUCACUACACCGUGCGCCGCUAGGAGCGUCUGCGCAUUGCCUUCCCUUAUUCCAUAUUUGCUUGUUAUAAAUUAUUUAAUCGACAAAUAACAAGUUACGAGUUAUAUUUGCGUAUCUUUGGUGCUUAAUAAAUUUUAUAUUAGACUAUAUAGAUCUGGGUACUAUGUUCAAUUUGCAAUUAAUAAUGACAGCUGCAAGAUUCGAAUUCUGUUAUACAAACAUUAACAGCUGAAAUCAAUUGAAGUAUGAUCAAUUAAUGUACUGUAGGUACUUUUAAUACCUAUCUCGCCUCUACUAUUCAAAUAAUGUGCCUUACAAAAUUGUAUGAUUAUAAGUUCCAAAUAAUAUGAAGUAAUUGUUAUUAUUUUCUAAAAUAUAUUUAACUAAGAUAGUUGUAAGAGUAUAUGUGACUACUAUAAUAUUUGCACAAUUGUAAGUUUUAUCAACUGACAUAUUUUUGUAGCUUAAAAAUAUACUAACUUUAUUUUAACACAGUAAAAUUAAAUACAAUUAAUUAAAUAAUAUUACUAAACAA